Molecule: messenger RNA, 1192 nt
Organism: Culex quinquefasciatus (southern house mosquito)
Lineage: Eukaryota; Metazoa; Arthropoda; Insecta; Diptera; Culicidae
Product: dynein heavy chain 2, axonemal-like
Exons: 3
Biological process (GO): microtubule-based movement
Cellular component (GO): dynein complex
Molecular function (GO): minus-end-directed microtubule motor activity; dynein intermediate chain binding; dynein light intermediate chain binding
Source: RefSeq, a predicted model, not a curated record
UUUCUGGUUGCAGGUCAAAUAACUUACUACUGGGACCAACGUAUCUUUGAUUCAUAUUACAAUGAAAUUUUUUACAAACAAUUUAUUAACGUUUCCCAAAGCACAUUAGUUUCGUAUGACAGUCGUUUUUCGAUUCCUCGUGACGGUAAUUUUCAAGCAUAUAAAAAUUUUAUUUUAAAACAAAUUCCGAUGGCCGAUGGAAUCAACGUGUAUGGUCUGAACGAAAAUGCAAAUAUUCAACAUCUGAAAUCGCAGUCAUCCUAUAUACUUGAAAUGCUGCGCAAGGUACCGCUUGAUCCACAGGCUAUUUCAUCAUUUCAAAUUAAACCUUAUGUUAGCAUGGAUUUUGAAAACGUGAAGCAAACAAUCCAAGAGCUGCUAACAAAACUUCCUGUUUACCUAGACUAUGAUAAUGCAGUAAGAAUUGUAGGUGCAAACAGAACCCCUGUAAGUGAUGCUUUGCUGCUCGAGAUACAUUCAUACAAUCAAAUCGUGAGGCUUGUUAGAAAAAAUCUUGAACAAACAUUUGCCAUAUUAUUAGGAGAGCGUUGUUUGAAUGAAGAAUACGAAGACUUUUUAGAGCAUUUCAGACAAAACCGAGUGCCACAUGCUUGGCUACGAUACCCAACAAACAAAUGCAUCUCCGAUUGGAUAUACGAUCUCAGAUGCAGAGUCGAAUUCUUCCGAAUGUGGUCUGAAACUGGUCAACUCUCAACGAACAUUGUUCUUGGAUAUUUUAUAAGGCCAGUCAUGUUUCUAGAUAGCGUAUUGCAGCUCUUCGCCAGCGCCAAUGAUAUUUCAGUCACGGAUGCUGAAUGGAAAGUUACUGUAUUUACCACAAUGAAACCUAUUGUUAAGUUUGCUAUCGCAGAUGGAUUUAUUGCUCGAGAAAUUUACCUGCAAAAUGGAGGUUGGGACCUAGAAAAACAAUGUUUGAAAGAGCCUAAUAUUUUACAAAUGUGUUCUCCGAUGCCACCCACACAUUUUAAGCCUGUCAUCAAGAAAGACGAUGUAAACGAACGAGAUUUUGCAUGUCCCUGCUUUUAUGGCCCCAGCCGUAGUGAAGAAUCAUUUAUUUGUACGCUAUACCUUAAAACGGGAGACUUCCCGAAAGAAAAAUGGGCGAACUAUAAUACCGCAUUGACACUUACAAAUUGAAUGGAUCUGAUAAAUAUAUAUUUCUGGAAUUCAA